AUGUCCUUCAUUUCGACCUACUCUCUUCUGCUUGUCUUUGCUCUGCCCUACCUCAAUCCGGACUACUUGUUCUCUCUGAUUCUGCACAUCUUCCUACCCGCCGCCGGCGCUCUAGAUGUGGAGCCCAUGGACACCGCGGCCGACUGGUCGGCCGACGAGUUGCUCGACGUUGUCGAGACGAGGGAAGAGGCGAAGUUGUCAACUGGCCUAACUGUACCACCGAUGCUCGAGAGUCUGGCGAGCAUUCACGACGAGACGGCAAUGUCUGCCGACAAAUCUGUGUUGAAACCGAACAGUCUGGGUCUGUUCGAGCUGAACGCCAACUCGACACGCGGCACCAGCGACUGGAGACCGACGACAGGGCCUCGAGCAAAGGCGUCGGCCUCGACGACAGCAACGACGGCGACUGAGACGACGACGGCGGCGAACAAGGAGCCCGGCCAGGAGGGAACCCCGUUUGGCUGUAGUGGUAACCUGCACGGCGAUGUGUACAACUGGGCCGACCUGAUCCAGAAUUACAUCCAACAACUGGCGCAGGAUGGCAUCCGACGAGACGUCACACAAAGACUCUUCGACCGGGCCGCGUACAAGGCGGAGAAGAAGCAUGGCCAUCGUCUGGUACAGUUGGUUAGUAACCGGCUGGGCGAGUACAUCGCGGAUCGCAAGAAGGCGGCCUACAGCAUUGUACAAGCUGCCGUGCGUCACUACGACGAGAUGAUCGCGUUCAGUGAUUUGGACCAGAAGCUGAGCGACCCCAGUAUUCAAGAUUCCCUCGAUUCCGACCGUCCUAACCCUCUUCUCUCCUCGAUGCUGCAGUUCAAUCCCUACUUCAAACAACGCGUCACCAUAAACCACUCAACUUUCAAGGUGCCCGACGAGGUGCCUCGCAAUCUGUCCACCACCAUUCACGCCAUCAAUUGGACCUACGCGCUGGAGCAGACGAUGCGAGGAAACUUUGAGACGUAUCCAAGUCUAAAGUAA
Messenger RNA from Protopolystoma xenopodis, 981 nucleotides. The record is from the annotation of a GenBank genome assembly. NCBI's taxonomy places the organism in Eukaryota, Metazoa, Platyhelminthes, Monogenea, Polystomatidea, Polystomatidae.